UCACGGUAUUGUUACAUUCGUCUUCGAAAACGAAAAUUAAGUUGUUACUGUUAGUUGGUUACCUGACACUCAGAACCUAAGAGAACGGUUUAUAACACUGACAACACCUGUUAACUGAAGCUUACCCCGUAUAAAAAGUCUAACUAAAUGGAGGCCCAGAUGACCGAUGGCCCGCCCCCGGCGUAUGAAUCAACAAUAAUGAGUUCCAACAUUCCUCCCUCCUACUCAAACACACCCGCUGAUGCCCCUCCCCCUUCCUAUGACUCGCUGUACGGGAAAGUGAAGGCUGCCAAACAGUCGUCUGACGGGAAUGUGGACUUCUGCAAGAAAUUCAUGAUGAUCAUCUGUGGAACAAUUGGAUGUACAAUCAUGCUAGCCUUUGUGUUGGCCAUUCCUAUAACAAUGAUUGUAAUGGGCGCUAUACACAAGAAUGACUGCCCAGCAGAGCGCAUGAUCCCCAUCUACCUGAUUGUGGGCGGAUCGUUCGGAAUCAUUAAAAACCUCUCAAGUCUCCUGCAGCGUUGCAUGAACAAGGACGAUGAAGACAGAGAUGAGAAGAAUGCAAAGACCAACCCAUUUGACGCCACGCUGAACUUGUUCCUCUUUGCAUGGUUUAUUGCUGGAAAUGUCUGGAUUUACCGCACACAUGAUGAAUGGUCCAAGGACCCCACACAUGCUAACUACUGUGAGCCGUCCCUCUAUUGGUUUGCCUUCUGGCUGACAACCGCCAUGUACAUCCUCAUGGGUAGUAUGUGCUGCUGCAUUUGUUGUGGCGGAAUACUGGCUGCAUGCUGUGGAGCACUCAAUUCCAGUUAGAAUUGCUCUUUUGAGGGUGUGUUUUUAUCGGCUGUUUGUGCAUUUGAAGUAAAAUACUUUGAUGUAAAAAGAAUAUGUGGACUUAAAUUUUUCAAAUUUGAUAACAAUUUGUACCAUCAAGAGCAUAUUAAAUGGACAUGCUUUAAAUUUGUCUGAAAUAUAAAAGUUAUAUUUUACUCUAUAAGGAAUAAUAGUAAAAUAAAAGAUUAAAUUAAUUGAGCUGUAUCUUGCAUAGAUGUGUGUUAUGUUUAAACUGACCUGAGCACAACUUGCUCAUGGGGAGCUUUUGUGAUCGCCUUUUGUCCGUCGUCCAUCGUGCGCUGUGCGUUGUUCGUUGUGCGACGUCAACAUUUGCUUUGUUCAUUCUCUAGAUGCAACAUUCAUUGUCCAAUCUUCAUGAAAUUUAGUCAGAAGAUUGGUUUCAAUGAUAAUUUGGAUGAGUUCGAAAAUGGUUACAUUUGCUUGAAAAACAUGGCUGCCAAGGGGCGGGGCAUUUUUCCUUAUAUGGCUAUAGUAAAAUCUUGUUAACACUCUAGAGGCCACAUUUAUUGUCUGAUCUUCAUGAAACUUGGUCAGAAUAUUUAUCUCAAUAAUAUGUUGGACGAGUUCGAAAAUGAUGCCGGUUGGUUGAAAAACAUGGCCGCCAGGGGGCGGGGCAUUUUUCUUUAUAUGGCUAUAGUAAAACCUUGUUAACACUCUAGAGGCCACAUUUAUUUUCCGAUCUUCAUGAAACUUGCUGAGAAGAUUUGUCCCACUGAUAUCUUUGAUGAGUUCAAAAAUGGUAACCUUUGCUUAAAAAACAUGGCUGCCAAGGGGCGGGGCAUUUUUCCUUAUAUGGCUAUAUAUGGCUAUAUUAAAAUCUUGUUAACACUCUUGAGUCCAAAUUUAUUUCCAAUCUUAAUGAAACUUGGUCAGAAGAUUCAUCCCAAUAAUAUCUUGGACGUGUUUUAAAAUGAUGCCGGUUGGUUGAAAAACAUGGCCGCCAGGGGGCGGGGCAUUUUUCCUUAAAUGGCUAUAGUAAAACCUUGUUUACACUCUAGAGGCCACAUUCAUUGUCCAAUCUUGAUGAAAUUUGGUCAGAAGAUUUGUCCCAAUAAUAUCUUGUUAUCUCAGGUGAGCGACUUUGGGCCUUUCAGGCCCUCUUGUUAUGUUUUAUGCGUCAAACAUACCUCCAAACUAGCCUGUGCAUUUGCGCAGUCUGGUCAGGAGCUACUAUGUUGGCUAUAAAGUCAUGCAAGGUUUCGUGGUCUCUACAGAUGACAAUAUUACUCUUAACAAGAUUAUUCAGAUGUAGAGGCAUGUCUGGAGCUACACUGUUCGGAUAUGUCAUAAGGCCCAUUUUUGCACGAUGCAGCUUAAUUAAGAUUUGUUUCCAAAACAGCCCUGCAAACUAAAGAGUUUUCAUAAAAUCUUCAGUUUUUGUUUUUACUCUUAUAUAAACAUAAAAUUUUGAUUAAACACAAUAUUCACCCUGAAACUUACAAUAAAUAAAUUUAUAUACAAACAAAAAUAUUACUUAAAACAUGUAAUCAAUAGAUUGUUCAAUAUUUUGUAAUAUUUUAGAGUUUCUACAUAAAUUAUUUUCAUGGACUGCUCAAGAAACAAGAACAUUUUUUUGUAAGUUGCCUUUAAGUAGUGUGAUCAUACAUACAUUUGUAUUUCUUACAUUUUGCUAAAUAUGACUUUUUGGAGAUUUUUGUCUAGGGCUGGUGUACAGAAUAUUACCCUAUUAUGCAAACAAGGCACAUUUACGUUUAUAACUUGUACGAUUUUUAUUACAUAUGAUAGUUAUUGCAUAGCAUAGAUUCUUUUGAAAGUUAAGAGUUCAAUCGAUUACUUGAAUUAUAAUUGCAAAGUAGGGAAUAGCAGAAAUGUUUAGCUGUUGAUAAGUACACAAAACUCAUAUACAAUUUUGCAUUAUCUGUCUUUUUGUUUUCUCUUUCUGUUGUUUUUUUCCAAAGAUUUUACAUUAAUUUUGUUAUUGUUAAAUGUGAUUUAAAGAUUAAUUAUUUGUAGUUUAAGUGACAACAUUUUUGUAAAGACAAAUAAUUGUUAGCAUUUGCACAUUAAACAAACUUAUUUUUAUAUUAUUUCUUAAUUAUUAUACUCUUCUGUUGUUUACUCUUGUUAAGUUUUUAUUUUUGUUUUUAGCUCACCUGAGCACAACGUGCUCAUGGUGAGCUUUUGUGAUCGCCUUUUGUCCGUCGUCCGUCGUGCGUUGUGCGACGUCAACAUUUGCCUUGUUCACUCUCUAGAGGCCACAUUUAUUGUCCAAUCUUAAUGAAAUUUGGUCAGAAGAUUGGUUUUAAUGAUAUCUUGGAUGAGUUCGAAAAUGGUUACGUUUGCUUGAAAAACAUGGAUGCCAAGGGGGCGGGCAUUUUUCCUUAUAUGGCUAUUUAUGGCUAUAGUAAAAUCUUCUUAACACUCUAGAGGCCACAUUUAUUGUCUGAUCUUCAUGAAACUGGGUCAGAAGAUUCAUCCUAAUAAUAUCUUGGACGAGUUCGAAAAUGAUGCCGUUUUUUUUAAAAACAUGGCCGCCAGGGGGCGGGGCAUUUUUCCUUAUAUGGCUAUAGUAAAACCUUGUUAACACUCUAGAGGCCACAUUUAUUUUCCGAUCUUCAUGAAACUUGCUCAGAAGAUUUGUCCCACUGAUAUCUUUGAUAAGUUUAAAAAUGGUAACCUUUGCUUGAAAAACAUGGCUGCCAAGGGGCAGGGCAUUUUCCUUAUAUGGCUAUAAUAAAACCUUGUUAACACUCUAGAGGCCACAUUUAUUGUCCAAUCUUGAUGAAAUUUUGUCAGAAGAUUUGUCUUAAUGAUAUCUUGGAUGAGUUCGAAAAUGGUUACAUUUGCUUGAAUAACAUGGCCGCCAAGGGGCGGGGCAUUUUUCCUUAUAUGGCUAUAUAAGGCUAUAGUAAAAUCUUGUUAACACUCCAGAGGCCACAUUUAUAGUCCGAUCUUCAUGAAACUCGUUCAAAAGAUUCAUCCCAAUCAUAUCUUGGAAGAUUUAAAAAAUGAUGCCGGUUGGUUGAAAAACCUAGUUAACACUCUAGAGGCCACAUUUAUUGUUCAAUCUUCAUGAAAUUUGGUCAGAAGAUUGGUCUCAAAGAUAUCUUGGAUUGGUUGAAAAUAAUUAUGUUUGCUAGAAAUUGCUUUCAAGGGGCGGGGCAUUUUUUGUCCUUAUAUAACUAUAGUAAACUCUUGUUAACACUCUAGAGGCCACAUUUACUGUCCGAUCUUCAUGAAACUUGGUCAGAAGAUUCAUCCUGAUAAUAUCUUGGAUGAGUUUAAAAAUGAUGCUGGUUGGUUGAAAAACAUGACUGCCAGGGGGCGGGGCAUUUUUCCUUAUAUGGCUAUAGUAAAACCUUGUUAACACUCUAGAGGCCACAUUUAUUUUCCGAUCUUCGUGAAACUUGGUCAGAAGAUUUGUCUCAAUAAUAUCUUGUUAUCUCAGGUGAGCGACUUUGGGCCUUUCAGGCCCUCUUGUUUGUUUAAUCCAGAUAUACAUAUAUAUUUGUAAGUUUGAUACUACAUUUAUUUCAUGUCUUAGUUUAGCUUUUUUUCACACAAAUAAUGUGAUUACAUGGAUUUAUUGACAAUAACUAAUGGGAUUUAUUACCUCGCCUACUUAGAUUAAAGCCUGUCAAACAACAUUGACUGUGUAUGAUUGUUUUAACAAGACAUGUCCUAUGAAAUAAGUACUGUCCUAGAUUUCUGAAUAGUUCAAAAUUUCGAAAUCUUAAAAAAAUCUCUUUAUAGAUAUCUGAACAGUAGAACAUUUUUAUGCCCCCGGAUCGAAAGAUCGGGGGUAUAUUGUUUUUGGCCUGUCUGUCUGUCAUUCCGUCAUUCUGUCAUCAAAACUUUAACCUUACAUUAAAGUUUUUGAAUAACUUUUGAAAUAUUGAACAUAGCAACUUUAUAUUUGGCAUGCAUGUGUAUCUCAUGGAGCUGCACAUUUUGAGUGGUGAAAGGUCAAGGUUAUCCUUCAAGGACAAAGGUUAAAAAAAAAAAAAAAAAACAACUUAAACCUUACAUUGAAGUUUUGCAAUAACUUUUUAAAUAUUCAACAUAGCAACUUCAUAUUUGGCAUGCAUGUGUAUCUCAUGGAGCUGCACAUUUUGAGUGGUGAAAGGUCAAGGUCAUCCUUCAAGGUCAAAGGUAAAAAAAAAGUGGCGCAUUAGGGGACAUUGUGUUUCUGACAAACACAUCGUUUGAAUUAUAUAAAAUCGCAUUGUUAGGUUGUCAAGUAUUUAUGUAAAAUUAAAUGACAUGUGUUUAUCUUUUGUACAUGUUUUACAUCAUCCUAAGUGUUACUUUUAUCUCCACAAAGCCACAUACUGAAUUUUACUUUGGUUCUAGACUUAAUAUUUGUUAAGAAUAGGCUCCCUUUGAAUGAACAAUUCCAUAAAAGGGGAAUAUGUUGUACCUGAUAAGCAUGUGCAGUUUUCUUAGAUGGCGACUCAAAUAGUUUGUAAUUUCUAAUCCAUUCUUAAUGGCAUCAUUUCUUAAGGAGUUGACUGUAUAAACAAUAGAUCUUUUUUAAUUUAAAAAACCCCAGUUUAUAAUUAAAGCUGAAACAUACUGGUAAAUAAAAUAUUGCAAUGGUUCAGAGCUCAAAUUUAAACGUUCUUAAUUAUUGGAACACAGUUUUACAUUUUAAAGGCCAGCAAAAGCUUUUGGAGGAGAUUGAUAUAGGAAUCAUUCUGGAAGGUGGUGUUGUUUACUUUUAAGGUCAGUUUUACUUAUCAAUACAAAAAUACCCUUACAUGUAUAUCCUCUUCAGUUGAUAUUUUUGUAUCUGUUAUCAGCAAUAAUUGUGUAAACAGUACUCGCUAUUUUAUUGUCACGUGUUUCAAUGUGCUACCAUAUAUUAUCACACACACACAUUUUGUACUUCACUGAAAUGUAUACAUUUGAAUAUUAUUAUAUUUUAUUAUUUAGACAAUUUAACCUAUAGGCAAUACAUGAUUGUUUGAUUCAGAUAAAUAAAAAUAAAAAAAAUUGUAAUGGUGCUUCUAUAUCCAGGGUUAAAAAUAAUAUUGUAAUUCCUUUUGUAAAUGAAUUAGUUCUGUAUCAUUAUGAAACAUUCCUUGAGUUAGAGUGCAUGUACUUCAUCAUGGUUUGAAGUUAUUGUUGGAAUAUCGUUCUCAUUCAAAUCUGUUUUCUAAGAAAUUUCUAAGAAAUUUUCAACAAAUAUUUCUCAAAACAUGGUUAUGAAACGAAACAUUAUGGAAAAAAAGGAUUAAAUCUUAGAGUUUUGCACAAAAAAAAUGUUAUUUUGUCCAAGUUCUUAGGUAUUUUAUUUAAAUGGAACAGUAAAAAAAACAGUGUCAGACUGUUCAAGUGACUCCAAACAGACCAUACUGUAAGUAAUAAGUAAGGGUAAAUAUGAGUUCUGUGCUCAGAAAACACUGCUCAGGCUAAUCUAGGACGUCACUUUACACACAUGCAUUAAGCCCAGUUUCCUCAGAACGCGACUCAUAUCAUUAGAUACUUACAAUGCAUAAUUCUGUGCAACUAUAUAUUUUAUCAUCACCCGUCACUAAUAAAUACAGCUUAACUCCAAGUGAAAUACUUUGAUAUAUGAAACACUCUGAUGCAAUUGCAGAGAUGUAGUUGGGUUCUACAUUAAUCCAUUUAUGACUAGCGUCUAGAAAAAAGGUCUUGGCAUGAUGCAGCGUCUCAUCAGGGUCUGCGCUGUUUGCUUAAAGGAAUUCCUGUAAGAAAUAUUCUAAUUUUGGAAAUAAAUUGAUCUAAUUUAGAAGGAUGGGAGAGGUCACUAGGCAUAAAUGGGUUAAAUAUUGCUUUUGUUGUACAAAUAUCAUUUUGGGAAGUCCCAUGGCUGUUGUGUAUUUUUUGUAAUAAAUAAUUACAUGUAUUUAUGUAUUUACAUUGCCUGUAUUGGCAUUUGCCAUGUAGGGUAAGUUUUGUUAUGAGUAUAUACUUAUUUAUAUUUGGUGUUAUUCUUUUUUAAUACUUAUUGAUCCAGUUUCAUUUAUCUUUGCACAAUUGAUAAUCAUGGUGUUUUCAAAUAAAUUUAUAAAUUCUUAA
This is a messenger RNA of Dreissena polymorpha, 6864 nucleotides long. RefSeq names its product transmembrane protein 272-like. The transcript is spliced from 6 exons. Lineage: Eukaryota; Metazoa; Mollusca; Bivalvia; Myida; Dreissenidae. The record is from RefSeq and is a predicted model, not a curated record. Bases 148 to 816 code for a protein of 222 amino acids.